AUGUUUGUGCGUAAGAUACAAGAAGUGGGUCUAGUAAAGGAAUAUAAAGAGAACGAAGAUAUAAGAAAUGUUUGUAGAAUGAUUUCUGCAUUAGCUUACUUGCCAAUGGAACACAUAGAUGAUGCUUGGAGCAUUGUAUGGGAAAAAGCUUUUAGCAUUGACAAACUUACCACAUUCAUUGAUUAUUUUGUCGAGCAGUGGAUGGACAAUCCAAAUAUGCCCAUUAAAGUAUGGAACGUAUAUGGACAGCGUCAUAGGACAAAUAAUUCUGUUGAAGGGUGGAAUUCCAAAUUAAAUGCAAUCACUGGCAGAAACCAGCCUAAUGUCCACUUAGUAGACAGAAUACUAAAAGAAGGAACACAAAAAGUGUCUUUUAAUUUGAAAUCCAGAGAAUUAGGCGACCCUGGAAUAAAAAGGAAAAAAACAUACGUAAAAUUGGAUGAAAGAAUUGAAAACAUCCUUAAGGAAUUCGAAACAUCAAACAAUUUAGAAAAAUGUCUGAAAUCUUUAAGUUUUGUAACUAGGUUGGACUAA
This is a messenger RNA of Stegodyphus dumicola, 534 nucleotides long. RefSeq lists its product as uncharacterized. NCBI's taxonomy places the organism in Eukaryota, Metazoa, Arthropoda, Arachnida, Araneae, Eresidae. The record is from RefSeq and is a predicted model, not a curated record.